Heteronotia binoei (common prickly gecko) is the source of this 2122-nucleotide messenger RNA. RefSeq names its product catenin beta interacting protein 1 (gene CTNNBIP1). Gene Ontology annotation, cellular component: beta-catenin destruction complex; nucleus; cytosol. NCBI's taxonomy places the organism in Eukaryota, Metazoa, Chordata, Lepidosauria, Squamata, Gekkonidae. The transcript is spliced from 4 exons. Gene Ontology annotation, molecular function: beta-catenin binding. The record is from RefSeq and is a predicted model, not a curated record. Bases 150 to 395 code for a protein of 81 amino acids. Gene Ontology annotation, biological process: negative regulation of Wnt signaling pathway.
CUGGUAUUUCUUUUAUAGGUGGUCCCUACAUGCUUUGCCCAAAGCCCAAAUCAUAUCUUUGAUUUCUUCUUCUUGGCCAUUCCGACUGAAGGUUCUCAUAGCCCGAGGUUACCAGGGAAGCAGGAGCCUCAGGAACUGGGAGGAGGGGAAUGAACCGUGAGGGUGUCCCCGGGAAGAGUCCGGAGGAGAUGUAUAUUCAGCAGAAAGUGAGAGUCCUGCUUAUGCUUAGGAAGAUGGGAUCAAAUUUAACUGCCAGCGAAGAAGAAUUUUUGCGGACAUAUGCAGGAGUCGUGAAUAGCCAACUUAGCCAGCUUCCUCAGCAUUCGAUCGAUCAGGGUGCUGAGGAUGGGGUGAUGGCGUUUUCCAGAUCGGAGACGGAAGACAGAAGGCAGUAAUGGAAAGGCUGUCCGAGCAGUACAGAGCUGGACCGGGGAAAACAAGGCUCAUGGAGAUCGAGGAAGAUGGCUGGACAUUCAUGAGUUCUUUUGCCCUCUCCUGAUUUCCCCCCCCACCCCCGUCCCACGUUAGCCUUCCCUCGUCCCCCCAGUUCAGUUUCUUGUUGCCCAGCUGUCUGAAUGUAUCUUGUAGCAGUCUGUCCUCUAUGCCCUGUUGGCGGCUCAGCUGGGCUGUGUUAAUUGAGGAUAACUCCAGGAAUGCAUUUGUGAUUGGCUCAGAAAAGGUGGACUCUGAUUGGAUAAAAGGAAGAAAACGUGACCAGUGGAAACACUCCUCAUACCCCCCCCCUUCCCAUCCCGCCUGUUUGUUUUUAACUUUGUGUUUUUAAGAAUUGCUGCCGACAUCCUUCUCCUCAAAGCCUCCGAGCGUUCGUGCUUAUGUAGGUCAUGUUUGUGUGUUUUCGGAGAGUGGCUUCUCUGUGUGAAACUGGAAAUGGACCGAUUGCCGGUGCCAAAUUGAGCGGCUUGCAGGUGUUUUGCCAGCAUCCAUGUUUUCUUUGCUAAAAAGCUGGGGGUGGGGAAGGGAGGGAGGGCAAACGCAAGUUAUUGCUUCACGUUUAUUGUCAUGGGGAAUGUUUUGCCAUAUUUAUUACAUGCUUGCAUACCUCUUUUCAUUGGCCUAAUUGACUUCCUGUUGGCUGCAGUGUCUCUAACUGCCUUCUCUGCACUAGUCUGCUCCGAGGCGCUCUUUGAGGAAUCCAUGCAGGAAAACGGGUUGGUUUUCUCAAAUCUUUCCCAGCAGGAGGAGGUAUUCACGGACGCUGCAUAGCUUCAUCGAGUGCUGUGGAAAUGAGCCUCUGAUGGAGACAAGGGUGGCUUCGUUGAAGCUUGCAUGGGACCUGUAUACACUGUAGGAAUGGCAGGUGACCCAGAUCUGUGUGACGGCCAAGUGCCAAACCAGAACGAGCACAAACUAUUCUAUACAGACCGUAUUACUUAACCGUUAACGUGGGCUACUGCUGACCUGGUUAUUUCCUGUAGCGUUUGGGCUGAGCCUGCCGUGACUGGCGGGGUGGGACUUGCUGUGGCCCUUGACUGGGUUUGCUGUUCUGUGAUCAGAUCUCCUUAGAGUCACUGAACGGUGCGCCUGAGGGCUCCAGUCACAGGUGCUGCAGGGGACCCAUCUUUUCCCUACAUCUGAUGAGAAGGUUCUGGAACGACAGCGCUUUGUGUCAGAUGUGCUGAGCUUGCCAGGAAGUGGCACAUUCACCCCCCUGAACCCCCAGGUGCUGCUGCCGAAAUCCAAGUGUUGCCUUUUCUGUUACAUCCCAGGAUUUUCUCAGUACUUCCAAGAAGGCAGCUGUGGUGGGUUUAGAAAUCCAUCCCUCCUGUCCCUGCAUCUUUGGGACAUCUAGAGGCUUAAGGAUAUGACUGUGAUGAACCCAGUCAGUUCCUGGGGCCUGAAGCUGUGAGGGUACAGGUGCUGUUGCUCUGUGGGUGUGUAUGUGGGCGCACAUGUGUGUGCACACACAUUUGAGAGAGAGAGAGGUUACGGUGAAUGAAUAAACCUACAAUAGCAGCAACGCUUUUGCCAGAAAAACAAUACUUGAGUUUCAAUUUGCAGCUUUUUAAUGAAGUUCUCGGUGUGGAAAAUAAGCCUCAAUUGGGGCUGGUAAUGAGAUUCCAAUUAAACAAAACCAGCAAUAAAUGCCGUUCAUCCCUUUCAA